AUUACCCAAAAACAUAUUUCAAUUUUUUCUCUCUAGGACAAUAUGUUGGGGAAGAAGAUUGGUUCAUUCAAGAACCUAGCCAAGAAGGCGAAAGUUCGGGGUGACGAUGAAGCAUCACAAUGUGAACGGUUACUACUCAAGGACGACGUUGAAGAAGAUGUAGGUUCACCAUCGUGCAAAACACCAACCGGGUGUUUCACCGUUUACAUUGGUGAGGAAAGACGUAGGUUCGUUAUCCCAAUGGGCUACUUGUCGCACCCUCUAUUCAAGAUGUUGCUAGAGAAGUCGUCAGAAGAGUUUGGUUUUGGUCAGAAGUAUGGAUUGGUGGUUCCAUGUAGUGUCAAUGCUUUCCAAGAGGUGGUAAGUGUCGUGGAAUCAUGUAAUGGAAAAUGUGAUUUGAGUCAUUUGGUUGAGGAAUUUAUUUAGAUUAUUUUGUGCACAUAUAUAGAAGAGUAAAUAAUUGAUUUCAACAUAUAUAUUGUAUUGU
This is a messenger RNA of Erigeron canadensis, 487 nucleotides long. Its product is annotated as auxin-induced protein 15A-like. Gene Ontology annotation, biological process: response to auxin. The record is from RefSeq and is a predicted model, not a curated record. Bases 43 to 426 code for a protein of 127 amino acids. NCBI's taxonomy places the organism in Eukaryota, Viridiplantae, Streptophyta, Magnoliopsida, Asterales, Asteraceae. The transcript has a single exon.